AUGGGCGACCUCGUUCCCAGUCUGGAAUUGCCUCCAGAGGCCGCUAAAAGCCACGCCAUGGAUAAAAUCACAGACAAGAUCGCGGCCUUGCCCGCCGGGCAGGACUACUUCUCGCUCGAAUUCUUCCCGCCCAAGACCGCCAUGGGCUUCUCCAACCUUCGCAGCCGUCUCGACCGCAUGGCCAGGGCUCUGCGGCCGUUAUUUGUCAAUGUUACAUGGGGAGCAGGAGGGUCGACAGCAACCAAGUCGCUCGAGCUGGCUGAGAUUUGCCAGCGGGAGCUGGGCCUCACAACAUGCCUGCACCUCACCUGCACCAACAUGAGCCGUCGCUUGAUCGACAAGGCUCUUGACGAUGCAAAGGCGCUCGGCAUCCGCAACAUCCUUGCCCUAAGGGGAGACCCCCCACGAAGGGCCGAGUACCGCGACGCCAAUGAACCCGAACCCGAGGAAGAGGAGGAAUUUUCUUGGGCUGUCGACCUUGUCCGCUACAUUCGCAAGACACAUGGUGACUACUUCUGCAUCGGCGUUGCGGCAUACCCGGAGGGCCACGCCGAUGAGAGCCACCCGCUGGGACAGAGUUUGGAGCAUGACCUGCCAUAUCUAGUUGAAAAGACACAGGCGGGCGCCGACUUCAUCAUGACCCAGCUAUUCUUCGAUGUCGAGGCGUACAACCACUUCGAAAAGACAUUGAGGGAGCAUCCUAGUGGGGCCUUCAAGAAUAUCACCAUCCUUCCUGGUCUCAUGCCGAUUCAGAGCUACCAAAUGAUCAAGCGGACAACAAAGCUCAGCCACGCCAACAUCCCCGACUCUCUCAUGGCUCGGUUAGACGCGGUCAAGGGCGACGAUGAGAAGGUGAAGGAGGUAGGCGUAGAUAUUCUCAGCGAGAUCGUCGAGCAGAUCAAGGAGGUCAAGAGCAGGACCGACGAGCCGAGAGGCUUCCACUUCUACACGCUGAACCUAGAAAAAGCCGUGUCAUUCAUCGUCGAACGAACCGGGCUGAUCUCCCCCAUCACCCCCGAAGAGGAAAGCGCCGUCAUCGACCAGGGCCCGCUCCCGGAUAUCCGCCUCCUACGCAUCAACGGAUCUACCCCCGACCCGUCCUCGCACGACCCCAUGCGGCGGAAACCCUCAGUCGGCUCCGACCCCCGCGACCGAGUCAUCGUGCAGGGCCGGUCCACCUCCUACCCUGAUUGGGAAGCAACCGCUCUCGAGGCCAGCGUGCCGGCAGAGCCCAUCAAUUCCCGCGCCAACACGCUCGCCAUCUCCGAGGGCGAGGGCGUGCUCGGCCGGGAGGCGACGUGGGACGACUUCCCCAACGGGAGCCUGCACGUCACGGUGGCACAGGCGCGGCAGCUCUGGGGCGCGCCCGUCUCGCCGCCGGACAUCAGCGCCAUCUUCAUCCGCCACCUGCGCGGCGAGCUGCAGACCAUCCCCUGGAGCGAGGAGAGCUUCAGCGCCGAGACGGACAAGAUCCGCGACCAGCUGGUCGCGCUCAACUCCAAGGGCUGGUGGACGCUGGCGUCGCAGCCCGCAGUCAACGGCCUGCGCUCGAGCGACCCCACCUUCGGCUGGGGCCCGCAGAACGGCUUCGUCUUUCAGAAGGCCUUUGUCGAGUUCUUUUUGCCGUUGGCCGACUGGGCGGCGCUCGAGAAGCGGCUCAACCGGCCCGAGAUGGAAGGACGUCGUGAGCGCGAGGCCAGCACUAACGCCGUCUCCUGGGGCGUGUUCCCCGGCAAGGAGAUCGUCCCCCCGACCAUCAUCGAGGAGGUCAGCUUCCGAGCGUGGAGCGAAGAGGCCUUUGGCAUCUGGGGGGAGUGGGUCAAGAUCUACGAGAAGGGGUCGGAGAGCGAGCGGUUCUUGGAGCGCGUGCUCGCGGAUACCUGGCUCGUAAAUAUCAUUCAUCAUGAUUUCCUGGAGACUGAUGCGCUGUGA
Chaetomium globosum CBS 148.51 is the source of this 1932-nucleotide messenger RNA. RefSeq lists its product as uncharacterized. Gene Ontology annotation, cellular component: cytosol. Gene Ontology annotation, molecular function: methylenetetrahydrofolate reductase [NAD(P)H] activity; FAD binding. The record is from RefSeq and is a predicted model, not a curated record. Gene Ontology annotation, biological process: tetrahydrofolate interconversion. NCBI's taxonomy places the organism in Eukaryota, Fungi, Ascomycota, Sordariomycetes, Sordariales, Chaetomiaceae. Bases 1 to 1932 code for a protein of 643 amino acids. The transcript has 3 exons.